Molecule: messenger RNA, 1890 nt
Organism: Carassius auratus (goldfish)
Lineage: Eukaryota; Metazoa; Chordata; Actinopteri; Cypriniformes; Cyprinidae
Product: U4/U6 small nuclear ribonucleoprotein Prp4-like
Exons: 13
Coding region: 39-1619 (526 amino acids)
Biological process (GO): mRNA splicing, via spliceosome
Cellular component (GO): U4/U6 x U5 tri-snRNP complex
Molecular function (GO): protein binding; U4 snRNA binding; U6 snRNA binding
Source: RefSeq, a predicted model, not a curated record
CCUAUAUAUUAUCUGUAAAUAAGAUACUCAGGUUUAAAAUGAUGCCUGUUUUAAGUAUCAGAUACUCUGUGGUUGUUGGACAAAUAGUUGAAAAGAUGUCGGAUGAAGACGAAGCUCCAGUUGUGAAAAAGUCCAGAAUCUUCUAUGGAAGCCUCGAAGAAAAGGAGAAGGAGCGUCUCAGCCGGGAAGGAAUAUCUUCCGCUGCCAAAGAUGCUGUUAAAGCUGCCAUUGAGGCCGGACAUAUUAAUAUCUCCAGUGGUGAGUCUAUGGAGAUGGAGGAGCGUGUGAGUGAGCGACAGGCUGAAGUGCUGGCGGAGUUUGAGCGAAGGAAGCGAGCGAGACAAAUCACGGUCUCUACUGAUGAUGUAGAGGUCAAGGCCUGCCUCCGAGCUCUUGGCGAGCCAAUCACGCUGUUUGGGGAGGGGCCUGCAGAGAGACGAGAGAGACUGAGGAACAUUCUUUCAGUAGUUGGUCCUGAUGCCUUGAAGAAAUCAAAGAAAGAGGAUGAAAAAGCAAAACGGACUGCAGAUGAGUAUCAGCAGACGUGGUACCAUGAAGGACCUUCCUCUCUAAAAGAGGCGCGUAUUUGGUUAGCCAAGUAUUCCCUACCCAGAGCAGUGGAAAGGUUGGAUGCUGCGAGGGCACAAAAAGAGAUUCCAGAGUCGACGAGAACAGUUAAACAGCAAGAGCUUCACAAGACCCUGCGGAACGUGAAUAACUUCUGCAGCCAAAUUGGUGAUGACCGUCCAAUAUCUCACAGCCAGUUUAGCCCCAACUCUGAAUUGCUUGUGAAUUGCUUGUGGAGUGGCUUGUGUAAAUUGUGGAAAGUCCCAGAUUGUACACUUAUCCGCACAUUAAGAGGUCACAAUACCAAUGUGGGAGCAAUUAGCUUUCACCCUCAAGCCACACUCACACUCGAGGAGUCCGAUGUCAAUAUGGCCUCCUGUGCUGCGGAUGGAUCUGUUAAGCUGUGGAGUUUAGACAGUGAUGAGCCUGUAGCAGACAUUGAGGGGCACUCUAUGAGGGUGGCUCGGGUGGCCUGGCAUCCUUCUGGGCGGUUCCUGGGAACGACUUGCUAUGAUAACUCAUGGCGACUUUGGGAUCUUGAAGUCCAAGAAGAAAUUUUGCAUCAGGAGGGUCAUAGUAAAGGUGUCCAUGACCUGCACUUCCACCCAGAUGGCUCUCUGGCGGGAACUGGUGGUUUGGAUGCAUUUGCUCGUGUCUGGGACCUGCGGACUGGUCGUUGCAUCAUGUUUCUGGAAGGACACCACCAAGAGAUUUAUAGCAUCAAUUUCUCACCAAACGGCUUUCACGUAGCAACGGGAAGUGGAGAUAACACCUGUAAAGUGUGGGACCUUCGUCGUAGAAGGUGCAUGUACACAAUUCCUGCCCAUGAGAACCUUGUGUCUUCAGUCAAGUUCCAACCUAAUGACGGGCAUUUUCUGCUGACUGGUGCAUAUGACAGCACAGCCAAAGUGUGGACCCAUCCGGGCUGGUCACCUCUGAAGACUCUGGCGGGUCAUGAAGGGAAGGUCAUGGGGCUUGACCUUUCACCCAAUGGACAGCUCAUUGCCACCUGCUCUUAUGACAGAACCUUUAAACUCUGGAUGGCAGAAUGAGAUUCUGUUUGUCUCGAUGCGGUUUUUAUUUUUGCCCUACAGCUGGAAAACAACAAAGUUCAAUUAAAACAAAAAAUAGAAUCAGAUGUUCCCCACAAUCUGAAUUUUUGUAACAAGCAACACUUAUUUCCAGUGGACUGUGAAAUCCAAUCUGUGCAUUGUCCUGAAUUGUCUCUCAUGCCCAUGUAUCCUUUUCCAUUUUGAGUUUAGCAGAAUUUGACAUUACUGAUUCACUGGGUAUCCAAAUAAAAUGUAUUUUAUUGUCCCAGGC